Molecule: messenger RNA, 3099 nt
Organism: Musca domestica (house fly)
Lineage: Eukaryota; Metazoa; Arthropoda; Insecta; Diptera; Muscidae
Gene: Notum
Product: palmitoleoyl-protein carboxylesterase NOTUM
Exons: 4
Coding region: 595-2886 (763 amino acids)
Molecular function (GO): hydrolase activity
Source: RefSeq, a predicted model, not a curated record
UCGUAUUUGUCUGAUCUUUUUCGGGGGUUUUGGUUGUGUUUUGUUUUAGAGCGCGCGCGUCGUUGGUAGAUCACUUCACGAAGUCACCAGUGUCGUUCAUUCCGUAACGAUUGAUCAAGCUGAACGGAUGUGUGUUCGGUAGAAAAAUUUGUUCUGCAAAAAACGUUACAUUUUCAAAAUAAAACAAGAAGACAAAACGAUUUCGAUUCGCCGCAUCGUAUUAGCUUCGCGGUAACGGAAAAUAAAUCGUUUGAUGUUAAAGUGUUAAUUGAUCUACUUUCAAACAAAGCAAAAAAUAAGAAAAAAAAAAAAACGUCAACUCAUUUGCAAUGUAAAGAAGAAAAGUGAGUGAAAAAUCUGAAAAAACAACUUCAAAGGAGAAAAAAAUCAAAUUUGUCCAGCCAAAAAGAAGUGCGAAAAAUAAAUGGAGGAGAAAUUGUAAAAAAUAAUUAGAAUCUUUGUUAAAAAAAAUCGAUUACAAUAAGUGAAAUUGGUGAUAAUGUUUGAAAUAUUUUGACCACAAAUAGAUAAAGAAAUCGGAAAAUUUCUUGAAAAUAAAAUCGCAAAAAAAAAGGAAUAAUUUUUAAGGAAAAAAUGUCAAAUUUGAAGGAAUUUUAUGAAAUAUCAGACCAUACUUGCAACGUCAUGAAUCCUGAAACUUUUAAAUGGAUUAAAAAUAAUCAUUCGGAGACACCAAUCACAGCCAGCAACAAAAACAACCCAUCAUCAUUAGCAGAGACCAAAACCUACACGAAUAGCCAAACAACACACCACCCCACAUCCUCUUCACAAACAACGCCACAAAUCAUCAUUCCAACAAUGCCUAAAUGUCUGUGCCAUCGAUACAAUCCACACAGGGUGGCCAUGUGUCACAGGGUGCUACAACUAACUCAACUCCUCAUGCUAUUCACACUUGCCAUCGUCUGCAGUGGGAACUGUUUAGUCAAAGCUGCCCCCUCACACCAAAGUCAUUUGCGCAGUCGACAUGCAGCCCUUGUCUCGCCGCUGUUGCUCCACAAUCCGUCGUUGGCGAAUUCUCUAAAUGCCUCGAGUGGAGACCAACCGAGUACUUUUUUGGAAAAUAAUUCUGUGCAUGGCCACAAUAGUCAUGCGACGCAUGCCCAUGGUGAACAUGGUGGUGGGGGAGUGAGGGCCUUGAAGCGGGCCCUGCUUUCGAAUCGCAGCAUUGUCUGCAACGAUGGUACGGCAAUGAGUUUCUAUUUGCGCAAGAAUCCCAACUCCAAGAAAUGGAUUGUCUUUCUAGAAGGCGGUUGGCAUUGCUAUGAUGUGAGAACGUGUCGGGCACGGUGGAAUCGUCUGAGGCAUCUGAUGACCUCCACCGAUUGGCCAGAGACGAGAGAUGUUGGAGGCAUUUUAUCGCCGCUGCCUGAGGAAAAUCCCUAUUGGCACAGUGCCAAUCAUGUUUUGGUGCCCUACUGCAGCAGUGAUUCGUGGUCUGGCACCAACUCGACACUCGACCAUUCUUCGGAGUUUCCUUUCCGUUUUAUGGGAGCUUUGAUACUAAAACAAGUCAUUGCCGAUCUAAUACCCAUGGGUUUGGGUCGUGUACCAGGUGCUGAACUGCUGCUGGUGGGUUCCUCCGCCGGUGGUUUGGGUGUGAUGUUAAAUUUGGAUCGUAUUGCCCAUUAUUUGCAAGUGGAACGUAAGCUACAAGUGACGGUGAGAGGUGUUAGCGAUUCGGGUUGGUUUUUGGAUCGUGAGCCCUAUACACCUUCGGCUGUGGCGUCCAGUGAGGCUGUGCGCCAGGGUUGGUCGCUGUGGAAGGGUUUACUGCCCGAGGCCUGUGUGGAACAGUACAAAUCGGAACCAUGGAGGUGUUAUUUUGGCUAUAGACUCUAUCCCACCUUGAAAACUCCCCUCUUUGUGUUCCAAUGGCUUUUCGAUGAGGCCCAAAUGCGGGCGGAUAAUGUGGCGGCGCCUGUUACACCUCAUCAAUGGAAUUAUAUUCAUGCCAUGGGUGGAGCAUUGCGCUCCUCCUUGGAUAAUGUUACGGCAGUAUUUGCCCCCUCCUGCAUAGGCCAUGCGGUGCUUUCCAAACGUGAAUGGCUAUCCUUGAAAAUUGAUGACAUUUCUCUGCCCACAGCCCUUAGAUGUUGGGAACAUUCAACUCGGCCACGCAAGAAGCGUCAUGAUAAGCUGAAACGUUCUACAGAGGCCACCAUCAAUCACAAGGACUCCAAGAGGCGCCAUGAGAAGCAACGUAACCAUCAGAAGCAAAAUGCCAACAAUGUGGAGCGUAAACGUCUAACUAAAGCAGAGCGGGAAGAGCGCAAACGUUUGCGCCAUGAACAACAGAAGAGGCGAGAAGAAAGACGCAAUCGCCGUAAAAACAACAUGGCCGAUCAGGGCGCUGUGGAUCAUGAGAGCAAUCUCACAAAUGCCAUACGACCGGGAGAGAAUUCCACAGAUAUACAGAGGCAACAGCGGCGGGAACAAAAACGUAAACGCAACGAACAGGAGAAGUUGCGGAGAAAACACAAGAAACGCCAGAGGCGUCGAAAGGAACAUAAUACCACAGACACCUCAUACCCGGAAAGAGAAUUGCAAAAGGAACAACCGGUUAUGGUGGUGGUGGAGAAACGGCGUAACAAUACCUCGAAAAUAAAUCGUCGCAGUGGGGUGCCCCGGGUGCCAGAAAGGUGUUCCCUACGUCUCUUGGAACGUUGCAGUUGGCCACAAUGCAAUCAUUCCUGUCCCACCCUAACCAAUCCGGUGACGGGGGAGGAGAUGCGAUUUCUUGAACUACUGGCAUCCUUUGGACUGGAUAUUGAGGCUGUGGCAACAGCUUUGGGUGUGGAUAUGCAAACCCUUAAUAACAUGGAUCGAACGGAAUUGGUGAAUUUACUAACACAGCAGGUCAGCUGAUCUGGUGGAAACAACUCCACUUGAGGGUGGUGUGGAACAAGCAAUCCAAAGUAAUUAAAGAAACCAACAAGCAACGAAAAAAAACAAACAAGAGAUUAAACCAGAGAUUUUCGCUUACCAAAAAGAAAACCGAUGAUAAGACGAGAAAAUUCAAAUGUCAGAAUUACCUCAAGGAGCAAAACUAAAGAAAAUACUCUCUUCAAAAAAAGAAAA